AUGGCGCGACUAAUUAUACGACCGAUGAGGCAAUUGUCGCCUCACUUUUGUAAUCUCCGCCAUUUAUCUUCGAAAAAGCUUCCGCAACCACCUUCUUCUAUACUCACUCCUCUUCUCUUCCCGUCUUUCUCCACCGCUAUUUCUCCACGGAAACAACGUCGGCCUCCGUCACCGGAAGGUCUCAGUCCGGCUGUUGCUGCCGACAACGAUGAGGCCGAGUCUGACGAUACGGUAAGGAGCCGAAACCAGCGGAAGCGUGACGCUCGUCGUGCGGUCCGAUGGGGUAUGGAACUCGCUUCCUUCUCCAGUGAUCAGAUUAAGCGGAUACUUAGAGCUGCUUCGCUUGGUGAAGAGGUUUAUGAUGCAUUGCUGCUUGCCAAGAAACUUGGCCCGGAUGUUCGAGAAGGAAAGCGUAGACAUUUCAACUAUAUCGGGAAAUUGUUGCGUGAUGUUGAACCUGAUUUGAUGGAUACACUGAUUCAUGCGACAAAGCAAGGUGAUCACACAAAGCUGCAGGCUCUGAUUAGUUCAGCAAAGGACGACGCAGAUGAGGACGAUAUAGAAACAGAGUCGGAAGAUGAAGUGGAGAUGUCAGAAGAAGAAGAAGAAUAUAUGGCUACGGCUGCAAGAUGGUUUGAUGGCCUUACCAGUCAAAAUGUGGAGAUUACUAAAGAAGUUUAUUCUCUUCAGAGCGUUGAUUUUGAUCGACAGGAAUUGCGUAAACUUGUUCGGGAAGUACAGUUGGUUCAUGAGCAAAGAAAAGGAGGCAUAUCCCAAGAGAAGCAGAAAGAAGUUGAAAGUGCAUUAGUGACCGCUGAAAAGUCUUUGAAUCGAUUUCUCUGCUCCAUGGCGAAACAAAUGCUGAGUGCAGAGACCGAUUUGUACUUAUGA
This is a messenger RNA of Arabis nemorensis, 891 nucleotides long. The record is from the annotation of a GenBank genome assembly. Lineage: Eukaryota; Viridiplantae; Streptophyta; Magnoliopsida; Brassicales; Brassicaceae.